AUGGUCGACGUCACCUCCAAGGUGCAGAUCAUCGAGCACGUCAACAAGCCGCUCUCGCAGACCGUCUAUGACACCAAGUGGGUGCCGUGCUCCGCGCGGUUCGUCUCGCUCGGCACCCCGGCUCGGCAGACGGGACUCAUCCACGUGUACUCCCUCACGGCCGGCGACAUCGAGCUGCAGGCGGAGCUUGAGCGUCCAAAGGCGUUCAAGUGCGGGACGUUUGGCGCGUCGUCCAUCGCGGAGCGCCAUCUCGCGACCGGCGACUUUGCGGGCGGCGUCGCCCUCUGGGACCUGGAGCGGCUGCAAGAGCCUCUCUCUGCGACGCAGGGCCACGAGGCCAUCAUCAACUGCAUCGACGGGUGCGGCGGGCUGAAGGGCGCCGGGGCGCCCGAGAUCGCGACGGGCGGGCGCGACGGCGCCGUCCACGUCUGGGACCCGCGCCAGCGGGACCGGCCGGUCGCGUCCAUGCUGCCCGAGGAGGACUGCUGGGCGGUCGCGUUCGGCGACGCGCACAGCGCGGACAGCCGAGUGGUGGCGGCCGGGUACGACAACGGCGACGUGAAGCUGCUCGACCUGGUCGCCGGCAAGCUGCGCUUCGAGACCAAUGUGAGCAACGGCGUCUGCGGGGUCGAGUUUGACCGCAACGACAUCGAGAUGAACAAGCUGGUCCUCACGACGCUCGAGUCGCGCUACCGCCUCUACGACAUGCGGACGCACCAUCCGGUGCAAGGCUACUCCUUCCUCUCGCAGGAGGCGCACCAGUCGACCGUCUGGGCGGCGCGCCACCUGCCGCAGAACCGCGACGUCUUCAUGACGUGCGGCGGCAACGGCUCGCUCGAGCUGUGGAGGUACUCUUACCCCGCGCAGCGCUCGAUCAAAGACAAGGACGGCCACGCCAAGGGCGUGCUCGGCACGGUGACGCAGCUGCAAAAGAAGAAGCUCUCCACGCAGCCGAUCGCCUCCUUCGACUGGCACGCCGACAAGGAGGGCCUCGCGGUGAUGGGCGUGCUCGACCAAACGGUGCGCGUGCUGCUCUGCACAAAGCUGAACUUGGUGUGAGCCGGGCGGCGCCGGAGGCCGCGCGUGGAUCGCGCCGUGCUCACAUAAUUUUGUAUUUGCAUGGGCGAGGGGGGGGAGGGUCGCUGGGGGAACCCGCGUGGGAGUUCUCUGCUGCUUUGUGUGUUUCAACUGUGUCUGAUAGCUGAUAGGUUAU
Messenger RNA from Emiliania huxleyi CCMP1516, 1213 nucleotides. RefSeq lists its product as hypothetical. Gene Ontology annotation, molecular function: ubiquitin binding. The transcript is spliced from 7 exons. The coding region runs from base 1 to 1059 and encodes 352 amino acids. The record is from RefSeq and is a predicted model, not a curated record. NCBI's taxonomy places the organism in Eukaryota, Haptophyta, Isochrysidales, Noelaerhabdaceae.